This is a messenger RNA of Chlorocebus sabaeus (green monkey), 1877 nucleotides long. It is a transcript of the gene TSPAN10, whose product is annotated as tetraspanin 10. The record is from RefSeq and is a predicted model, not a curated record. Gene Ontology annotation, cellular component: plasma membrane. NCBI's taxonomy places the organism in Eukaryota, Metazoa, Chordata, Mammalia, Primates, Cercopithecidae.
AGCGGCGCCGCUGACCCGCCGCGCAUCCCUGUAACUAGAGGAGGGGAUUUUGGAAAGAUGCCUCUGCGAUGACUUAUGCUCGUCCUCGGAAACCCAAGCGGUACUGAAAAGCCCAAAAAGGAGGCAAAGACGAGCAUCCGAAAUCUCACCCAAAAAUAACUACUGCUGCGUAUUGUAGCGUAUUAUAAUAGGGGAAACAGCAUUCCGAACUUCUCUCCACGCGCAAGGCUGCACCGUUCAUAGACCAGCCCAGGGCCACGGUCAGGACCAGCCCAGCAGCCCAGCCACAGAGGAGCCAGCGAACCUCUCCUGGCGCCUGUGCUGGGGGCUUUGUGUUCCAGCAUCAAGGAUGGAGGAAGGGGAGAGGAGCCCCUUACUGUCCGAGGAAACUGCAGGCCAGAAGACCCUCUCUGUGCACAGUCCACCCACCGCAGGCUGUCUAGAUCCAGUGCCCUGGGAGGACCAGGCGGACGCCUGGGGCUGCAGCUGCUGUCCCCCGGAGACCAAGCGCCAGGCCUUGAGGGGCACCCCCGGGAAAGGACCAGCCCCUUCCCUGUCCACAGGGAGCAGCUGUAUCAAGUAUCUGAUCUUCUUCUCCAACUUCCUCUUCUCCCUGCUGGGGCUGCUGGCCCUGGCCAUUGGGCUCUGGGGCCUGGCUGUCAAGGGGUCUCUGGGAAGUGAUCUGGGGGGGCCCCUGCCCGCAGACCCCAUGCUGGGGCUGGCACUGGGGGGGCUGGUAGUCAGCACAGUGAGCCUGGCUGGCUGCCUGGGCGCCCUCUGUGAGAACACCUGCCUGUUACGUGGCUUCUCCGGGGGCAUCCUUGCCUUCCUGGUGCUUGAGGCCCUGGCGGGGGCCCUGGUGGUGGCCCUCUGGGGCCCGCUGCAAGACAGCCUGGAGCACACCCUGCGUGUAGCCAUCGUUCACUACCAGGACGACGCAGACCUGCGCUUCCUUCUCGACCAAGUCCAGCUCGGGCUGAAGUGCUGCGGGGCUGCCUCCUACCAGGACUGGCAGCAGAACCUGUACUUUAACUGCAGCUCCCCCGGGGUGCAGGCCUGCAGCCUUCCUGCCUCCUGCUGCAUCGACCCCCGAGAAGAUGGAGCCUCUGUCAACGACCAGUGCGGCUUCGGGGUCCUGGGCCUGGAUGCGGACGCAGCUCAGAGAGUGGUGCACCUGGAGGGCUGCGGCCCGCCGCUCCGGCGGUGGCUGCGCGCAAACCUGGCGGCCUCGGGCGGCUACGCAAUCGCGGUGGUGCUGCUGCAGGGCGCAGAGCUCCUGCUGGUCGCCCGGCUGCUCCGGGUACUCGCUGCCCGCAGGGGCGCGGCGUCGGGCCCCGGAGCGCGCGGGGAGGACCGCGCUGGCCCCCAGAGCCCCGGCCCCGGCGCCCCGCCGGCUGCCGACCCCGCCCGGGGCUGAGCGCAUGCCCUGGAGUCCGAGGCUGCCACGCACAGGGAUACAGGGGGCACCCCCGUCCGGCUAAAACGCGCUGCCUGCGCCGCCGCUGCCGUCUGAUUUCGCUCGGGCUUCCGGAGACUUCGCCGUGGGACCUCCCUAGCUUGCCCACGCCGCGCGCUUUGCGUCCCCCACGCCAGCUCCCAACGGAGGGCGCCCGGCAAACCCACGGGGUUGGCGUGAGGAGCACGAGGGGCCGGAGGAAAUCCUGGAGCUGACCCUCAUCUCCGAACCCCCACUCCCACCCCAGCCGCACAGUUCCCACCUCCUGGCACCUCCCUCCCCUGGGGCCUCCACCCCUUCUGGGCUCGUGGUGGUGGAGCUAAGGUCCAGGCCUCUCCCUGCCGAGUGCAUUUUUGAGGAGAGAGUAAAUGUUUUAUUGGGGUGUAUCAUUCACACAGUAAAGACACCAGUCUUCGAGGCA